AUGAGUCAUUACGAAUUUUAUGACAUAAAGAGCCUACAAGAAUAUAAACUUGUGAAAAAUAAAGAAGGAGAAAAGGUUAAGUCUAGUGAUAUUAAAGUUUUAAAAGUUGAAAUGUCGGAAAAUGUGUCUGAUGGCAUAAAAGUUUUUUAUAAAACUUCUUAUUUACAAGAUGCAUUUAAAGAAAUAAAUUUGCAAAAGUUAAGCCGGGCCAGACCUCAAUUAAAACAAUUAUAUUCAUCAAGAAUAUCUUUAUCUGCUGCUAAAAAAGCUGACCUGAAGAAACUUAUUAGCGAGCGCGCUAUUCCACUUUACUAUGCUUGUUCUUUCUACAAUUUUGUUCUUAAUUGA
Parnassius apollo (apollo) is the source of this 348-nucleotide messenger RNA. The record is from the annotation of a GenBank genome assembly. Lineage: Eukaryota; Metazoa; Arthropoda; Insecta; Lepidoptera; Papilionidae.